Molecule: messenger RNA, 1044 nt
Organism: Helianthus annuus (common sunflower)
Lineage: Eukaryota; Viridiplantae; Streptophyta; Magnoliopsida; Asterales; Asteraceae
Product: tetraspanin-8
Exons: 2
Coding region: 91-909 (272 amino acids)
Biological process (GO): auxin-activated signaling pathway
Cellular component (GO): plasmodesma; plasma membrane
Source: RefSeq, a predicted model, not a curated record
UACUCAUCUUUUUUGCUUUAACCUUUUCUUCAUCUUUUCAUCACCAAAAAGUCUCAAACCUUUUCAAAACAAACAAACAAUUUCACAACAAUGGUUCGAUUCAGCAACAAUCUCGUCGGAAUCCUCAACUUCAUAACCUUCCUCUUAUCAAUCCCCAUCCUCAUCGGCGGCGUGUGGCUCUCACGCCAAGGCACUUCCGAAUGCGAACGCUUUCUCGACAAACCAGUAAUCGCUCUCGGCGUUUUCCUCAUGAUCGUCUCACUCGCCGGCCUUAUCGGCGCGUGCUGCCGCGUGACAUGGCUCCUAUGGGUCUACCUCCUUGUCAUGUUCUUACUCAUCGUUUUGCUCUUCUGUUUCACCAUUUUUGCGUUCGUUGUGACGAAUAAAGGCGCCGGUGAGGUGGUUUCCGGUAGAGGUUAUAAGGAGUACCGGUUGGGAGAUUAUUCCGGGUGGUUGCAGAACCGUGUGAGUAGUGAGAAGAAUUGGAAUAAGAUUAGGAGCUGUUUGCAGGAUAGUAAGGUGUGUAAGAGCUUGAUUGAUGACGGAUCUAGUGGUGCUCCGGUUCCGGUUAAUGAGUUUUAUAACAGGCAUCUGUCUGCUAUUCAGUCUGGUUGCUGCAAGCCUGCAGACAGUUGUGGUUUCACCUACGUGAGCCCAACUAGCUGGACCAAGACCAACACAACAGCAGCCACCAACCCGGACUGCAAUGCCUGGAACAAUGAUCAAAACAUCCUGUGCUACAACUGCCAAUCAUGCAAGGCUGGCUUGCUUGAUAACAUAAAGAGUGACUGGAAAAAGGUUGCUGUCCUGAAUGUGGUCUUCCUCGUGUUUCUCAUCAUUGUCUACUCCAUCGGCUGUUGUGCGUUUAGGAACAACCGUGAAGACAACUCUUGGAAACGCUACCCUUAGACUCGGAUGUUAUUAUUGUGUUUUCUUUUAAGUACUUAGAUCGUUUUUGAGAGAUGAUUACUUUCUUUGUUUAGGUGUAAAUAAUGGAUUGAGAUUCUUGUUCUUGGUAUUAUAAUUCUGUUAUAUUUUGUUUUA